Messenger RNA from Moneuplotes crassus, 385 nucleotides. NCBI's taxonomy places the organism in Eukaryota, Ciliophora, Spirotrichea, Euplotida, Euplotidae. The record is from the annotation of a GenBank genome assembly.
UGAUUACAUUGGAUAUCAUGGAGACUCUUACUGAAUUCAAAGAUAUCAUAAAUAAGGUCAGGAAAGAAUAUAACCAAGAGAAGAACCCAAGGAUCAUCCUUAUUGAUAAAUUUAUUGUUUUUUGUGUCUUCAUAUUGAUUGCAUGUAUUGGAUAUAGCUUUAUUAUGCCAAGAGCUCCAUUGAACUCACUUCUAGCAGCAGUAUUUUUGGCCAUGGGCGAAGGAUCCCUUGCUAUGAGCUUAAGGUUAAGACUCACAGAAGAUGAAUUUAAAGGAGAGUGUAAAACCAAAGCUUUUGUUCAUUUUGUCUUAGCAAGUAUUUUGAUGUGCACAGUUGCUUUGUACUACAUGCCAUAAGCUUGCUUUCAAUCAGAUACACGUAUAAA